AUGACGGCAAAAUCGGCCAGGGAUGACCGGAAGCAAUAUUGGGCUGAAAUAGCGACCUCCAUGGAACAGGCCUCGAACGUUGGUGACACUCAAAAGCUCUACCGUCUGAUCCGCCAAGUUAGCGGUAAGCCCUCUACACUGAGUGACUCCGUUCGCGAUGUGAACGGCGGCUUUAUUGCUGACAACUCGGCAAAAGUCGGGCGCUGGCGUGAGCACUUUGAGCACCAUCUCAACUUCGAUACCCAACCUACCUCGCCCUUGCUCUCCUCUACAGCGGAGUUUCUUCCCUCUCCUGCCUAUGCAGUGCCAUGCGACACCCCCUCUGAAGGAGAAGUCGCCGAUGCCAUACGAAAGUUGCGCAACAAUAAGGUACCCGGAGAAGACGGUAUACCCGCUGAAAUCUUCAAGUCUUGUGUCGACAUUCUGACGCCCUGGCUCCAUGAGGUGAUUGAACUAGCGUGGAGAGACGAGGUUGUUCCUGAUGACUGGGGCUUAGGCAUCCUCGUACCUAUCCUCAAGAAGGGGAUAAGACGAGAUGCGAGAACUACCGCGGCAUAA
Spirometra erinaceieuropaei is the source of this 558-nucleotide messenger RNA. Lineage: Eukaryota; Metazoa; Platyhelminthes; Cestoda; Diphyllobothriidea; Diphyllobothriidae. The record is from the annotation of a GenBank genome assembly.